AUGAAGCAUGAAUAAGGCUUCUACAAUUAGAAUGCAUUUCCAUUAAGAAGUAUUGAUUGGUAAAUAAAAUAAGAAAAAGAUGUUUACAUUAGAAUUUAAUAGAGUAAAGAUGACCCAGAAAUACAUGAAAAGUUACACCAAAUUAAUUAAAAAUAAAAAAUCUGCAAGCUUAAAUAAAAUCAUAACCAACUAAAAUAAUCUCAACAUUUUGUAGAUUAUUUUAAACAUCAAACUAUUAUAUAUUAUAUCUUCAUUUUGUGGAUUAAAAUUAAAAACUAAAUGAAGAAAUCUAGAAAUUAAAAAAAGGAAGAGAAGCACUUAAACCUAAAGAUAAAGAAAUCACAAUUAAAUAAAUUUAAUAAAGAGAUGAAAUAUAAAAAUUAAUAGAUGAAAAAGUUCUAUAAUUAAAAUAGAAUUCGAAAAUAAUCUCAAAGAGAAAUAUUGGGAUUGAAUUAUUUUGGAGAGAAAUCAUAUCUUAAAAAGAUUAAUGUAUUAAAUCAUAAAUUGACAUUGAUCCUGCAAAAAUAAUUAAAGAAAUGAUUUCUAAAGGAGAACCAUAUGAAUUUUUGGAUGGAGACCAAUUAAGAAUAGACUAAUAGUUUUUAAUAAAGCUUAUUUCUAAUUUUAAAGAUUAAGGAUAGGAAAGGAUUUUAGUAUUAAGUGUAUUAGGACCAUAAAGUUCUGGUAAAUCAAUAAUAUUAAAUAAAAUAUUUGGAUGCCAUUUUUGGACAAGUGUUGGUAGAUGUACAAAAGGAAUCUAUUUAUAAUUAUUAAAAAUACAUAAUAAAGCAUUUUUUAAUAAUUUAUUUGAUUACAUUAUUAUUUUAGAUAUUGAAGGUCUUUAAAGUCCAAAUUAAGAUGAUUAAGAAUUUGAUAAAAAAUAGCUCUAUUUGUAUUAUCUAUUAGCGAUAUUAUACUCGUCAAUGUUAAAGGUGAUAUCACAAAAGAGUUCAAAUCAUUAGUUAAAAUGUGUAUAUUUACUUUAGGAUAAAUGAAAAGUUUUACAAGUUCAAAAUAAAUUACUUGGUGUUUUAAUUAAAAUAAUGAUGUCAAUAAUUAUGCACCAUUUUUAGCAUAAUUACAAUCUAUUGCAACAAGUUUAAGUACAGAAUUCAGUAAUCAAAAAGAGGAAGAUGAGGUUAUAGAUUAUACAGAAAUUCUUGGAAUUACUUAAGCUAAUAUCAAAAUUUUAGGAUUUGCAUCUACAGAAAAAUUAUGGAGAAAAAAUGAAAGCGACGGGAUUUAUGCAGAUUGGCGCCAGUUAAUUAUAAAUGGAACAUUUUCUGAAGAAGCAUAUGAAUAUGGUAUUAGAGUAAUUCAAGCAUAUGUUGAUAAAUUUGGAAGUGAAACAGAUUAGUAAGGAAAUAAAUAGAUGGAGAAUUUAAAAUAGUUUAUAGAGAAGAUUCAAACAACUUGGAGGAGUACAGAAAGCCUACCUGAUUUACUUGAAUUUUCUGAAUUAAUAUAACAUUAAUAAAAUCAAUUUAUGAGGUAAUAAUUUAAUGAAAUCAUGAAUAAUUAAGUGUUUCCUAAAUAAAAUGAUUUCAUCUAAAAUAUUCAAGAGAGUAUUUAAUAAAAAAUUGAAAAUUAUCUCUUGAAGCAUUGACUGAAAUAGAGAAAUAACAAAUCAAUAAUAUGAAAGGGCAAUUCGAUUAAAUCAGGAAAGAAUUCAUUGAAAAAUUAACAACCAUCAAAAAUGAAAAAAAAAUUUCUAAAAAAGUCUUUACGAAAUAUGUGAAUAUGGUUAAAGAUAGAAUAAAUAGUGAAAUAUCAGCAUUUAAUUUAGCAAAAUAUUCUGAAAUUAAAACUUAAGAAACAAAUUUAUAAAAGAAGAAGGGAUUUAUUUAGAUUGAUUUAUUUAUCUAAGGGUUACUAAAAAAGGAGGAAGAAUUAAAAUAAGAUUAAAAUGAAAUUUAAUAAAAUUUGGGGAUAAAUAACAAAUCAACAUACUUAAUAAUAAGAAGAUAUGUUUAAAGUGUUUUGCGAUAAGUUACUUUAAGUUAUUUAAUAAGAGUUUUCAAAGUAUAUAUUGAAAACAAAUAAUGA
Molecule: messenger RNA, 2046 nt
Organism: Paramecium primaurelia
Lineage: Eukaryota; Ciliophora; Oligohymenophorea; Peniculida; Parameciidae
Source: the annotation of a GenBank genome assembly